AGUAUUUAAAAUGAAUUAAUUAUGAACUGAUUUGGAAGUUAUUCUGAUUAAUGGACGUAAGCCGCGAUCACACGAUGCUUCCGGACGGGUGCCGGACGGCGGCGGGCAUCCGUCAGACCGGGGCCUUAUCUCACAAGACUCCAGGCGUUUGAGGCGUCCGGCAGAUAACCGUAGACAAUAAUAGAGCCUUCGAUACCAUAAUGAACUCGACGGAAAGCCUCGACGUCAAUAGAUCUACACCGAUAUACACCAUCGGCACGAGUUUUAUUACACAGUGGAAACUACUAAAACUGAAGCAACGCACGUGCCUCCCGACCGACAGUCCCAGCGAGUGCCAGCACAUUUACCUUCUGAACGGGUCUAACUACUCUGACGUAUACUACUAUAACAACUCCUUGGACAACAACGUGCUGGAACCAAUACUCCCACCAUUCCCGCUGUGGCUGGCCGCGAUCUUCGCCACUUGCCUACUGCUGGUCAUCCUGCUGACAGUCAGCGGUAAUGUCCUGGUGCUCAUGGCCUUUCUUGUUGACCGGACUAUUCGUCAGCCCAGCAACUACUUCAUCGCCUCGCUCGCUGCCACAGACCUUCUCAUAGGUACAAUAUCCAUGCCAUUUUACACAGAUUACGUUUUGAAAGGCUACUGGCAUCUCGGCCCUCUAUUGUGCGAUCUCUGGCUUUCCGUCGACUACACCGUUUGUCUAGUAUCACAAUACACCGUGCUCCUUAUUACUGUAGACAGAUUCUGCAGCGUUAAAAUAGCAGCUCGAUACAGAGCCUGGAGAACUAAAAACCGAGUUAUUUGGAUGGUGACUGUCACCUGGAUUAUACCUGCCUUACUGUUCUUUACAACUAUUUUUGGAUGGGAACAUUUCAUCGGCUACAGGGAUUUGCAAGAAGGAGAAUGCGCUGUACAGUUCCUAAAGGAUCCCAUUUUUAACACAGCUUUAAUUAUUGGAUAUUACUGGACUACAUUGAUUGUCCUUAUCGUGCUAUACGCGGGAAUAUUUAAGACUGCUUAUGAUAUGCAAAAGAAAAGUGAGGCGAAACAAAGAAAGAUGCAAUCCAUGGUGGCUUUGAGUGCAGGUGUCAUGUCAGGAAUGGCUGGACGGGCUGCAGGCAUGGCGGCACUUUCCAAAGCCACAAUUUCUAGUGAAGAUCAAAUGAAGGUAUCCGAAACUAUUAGAAAAGAUUCAACUUCUAAAGGCUCUUUAGCAGCACCUUUGCUUACACUUGGAGGAUCGACUGAUUCUAAUUCUAGUCAAAAAUCGUCAGCUCAUAAAAGUAGUGCUACUGUUACAGCCACAUCAACAACUGCUGAAUCGGACGGAGAUAAGAAAGAAGAUCAAGUAGAAGCGGAAAGGUCUAGUAGUCCCGCUUUCGACUCCGAUGACGAAAGCACUACUCAAACCAACGCCAAAAAGCGCCCGUCUGUAGCCAACCUCGUGAUGCAAACCGGAGCGAUCCAACUGCUCAACAACAUGCGCAUGAAUGGCGGAAUGCUAAUCAAAACAGAUUUAAAACAAACCUCUGUAACGAAACAAGAACUUGAUAAGCCUAAAUCUUCUCUGUCACAGAUAUCCGAAAAAAGUUUACUUGACACUGACAACCCUGAUACGUCUCAGACUGGACCAGCCGUACAAGCGCCGACAGUGCCUCCGUCAAACACUAGUGUCACCUCACCGACGUCUUCAGGUAUAGCUACGCCGUCUGAACAACGAGAAGUAUCGACGACUAUUGCUCAAAGAAUUAUACCUCCGCCUACUGAGUUCAGGUGCAGCCCUUCUGUAUCCGAAAGCCCUCCGUCUUAUUCCGAAUCCUCUCGAGCAAGAACUGUUAGAGUAGUAAGAGAUGGCAAUACAUAUGACGUACUAGUCGGAAUGGACGGCGCUGAUUUGAGAUAUAUGGAUGAGAGCUCCAUCGUCAUUCCUACACCGACUAAUGAAAGUCCUCCCUCUUCUGUGACGUUUCCAACUGCAACUGAACCUUCAUCUCCACCAACUUUGAAUAGUGCAACCAAUGUAACUAAUAGUUCCCUUUUGCAAGCAGCUCUUAUUAGAGCUACAGCGGAGGCCAAAGCGCCGGCUCCUAAAUCAAGCUUCUCACCGCCACCGCCUAUAAAAGUCAACACAGAGGUUAGUUUGACGACGGGAGAGCGACCCAAACCAGUGAUCACUUUAGUGUCAACGUCUUCCAAUAAUAACGACCAGCAGUCACCGAAGCGGCCUGAAAUUAUCUCGCCAUUGAAACUAAACGCUUGCAUAACGCCGGCCGUGGAAAACAGCGAAGCGUCUAGCCCCGCCGUUACUGGGUCAGGCCGUGGCGACUCGAAGAAAGAGUUUGUUAAAAACAUUGGAAAGAAAUUAAAAGUUAAACGUUCGAAGCGCGACGGCCUGUUCCCGAGUAUCGGGCGGCAGAAGUCGAAGUCAGAAAACAGGGCGAGGAAAGCGUUUAGGACAAUUUCGUUUAUUCUCGGCGCGUUCGUAGUUUGUUGGACGCCUUAUCACAUUUUAGCUUUAGUGGAAGGUUUCUGCACAGAUCCGCCCUGUACGAACAAGCAUUUAUACAUGUUCACGUACUUUUUGUGCUACGCUAAUAGUCCUAUUAACCCUUUCUGCUACGCCCUUGCUAACCAGCAAUUCAAAAAGACCUUCACGAGACUCCUCCGGGGUGAUUUUCACAUCACCUAGUCCAUGUAUGUGGGGCAUAAGGCGUGAAUUUACCAACCCCCGGGCUACACACGCACAAUUUUGAAUGACUAUUCAAAUGUUGUUUAUAAUGAGACAAUACUGUAUUUUAAAUUCAGUAAGAAUGCUUUCAGUGUAUAGAAUGAGAUGUGUAGAAAGUGUUUUAAGAUGUAUAGGCUUUUUAAAAGCCAAACAACUGAUAUUUACUGUAAAUACUCUAUUCGUUAGUAAGUUAAUUUGUCAUAAAGUUCAGAACUGACAAUAAAAUGUUAGAAUGUGUAUAUAAAAGUUGUAGUCAUGUAUGUAUACUUCAAGUCUCUUUAUAAUUCUAGCUAAGAACAUAACAAUAAUCACUUUAAGUGUUGCUUUAGAGAAAGCCGUUGUAAAAACAUAAUAAGCAUGUAUUUAUAUAAAAAUGAUGUAUGAUCGACCGUUUUAAAUUCAAAGUCUGUAUUGUUAUGUGGCUAUAGAGUUUGGAUGCUUUCUUUUUCUAUAACAAAUAAAAAUCUUAAGAAUUAUUUGAAU
This is a messenger RNA of Cydia strobilella, 3212 nucleotides long. It is a transcript of the gene mAChR-B, whose product is annotated as muscarinic acetylcholine receptor gar-2. Gene Ontology annotation, cellular component: dendrite; plasma membrane. Gene Ontology annotation, biological process: synaptic transmission, cholinergic; G protein-coupled receptor signaling pathway, coupled to cyclic nucleotide second messenger. The record is from RefSeq and is a predicted model, not a curated record. Gene Ontology annotation, molecular function: G protein-coupled serotonin receptor activity; neurotransmitter receptor activity. The transcript has 6 exons. Bases 201 to 2690 code for a protein of 829 amino acids. NCBI's taxonomy places the organism in Eukaryota, Metazoa, Arthropoda, Insecta, Lepidoptera, Tortricidae.